AUGAAUCCAUUUGUGAGCAAUGGAAAUAAAUUAAAAUGGAAGUUCGAAAACGUGAAGGAAUUGGAUGAAAAUGGAAGAUUCAGUGAUAAAUUCGAAAUUAGACCGACUAAAUGGUUUUUUAAUUUAUAUAAAUUCAAACUUCAGAGUGCUACUUUUUGCAGGAAAAUUAAUGUUCGAAAAAAUAUGGAGAAUGAUGUGAAAUAUUUAGCAGUAUUCUUUUAUUAUGCCGGAGAUAAUGCAAACGAAAAACAAUGGAUUUGUCAAACGAAUCGAACAAUGAAAUUGAUAAAUCAAAGUGAAAAUGGAAAAGAUGUAUUUGCCACUUCUUCGAUGUGUUAUUCGAAUAAUUCUGAUACGUGGGGAUACCCAAAAUUGUAUAAAUGGGAUGAUUUGAUGAAAGAUGGAUAUAUGAAAAAUGAUUCAAUUAUUAUUGAUGUUGAUUUCAGCUUCAAAUAUUAUGAUUUUUCGAAAAAUAUUCCAAAUUUGACUGAUAUCACUUUCAAAGUUGAAGAUAUUGAAUUUCACACAAGCAAAGCGGUUAGUUUUGAAAAUACUUUUGAAAAAUCUAAAAAAUAUUUGCAGGUUUUGUGCAUGCAAUCUGAAUACUUCUAUGACUUGUUCAUCAACAAAAAACACGAAGAAACUGUCAUUGAAAUCGAAGAUGUUAAUUUGGAUGAUUUUCGUUUCUUUUUGGCUUCAUUUUAUCCAUUAUUCGAGAGUGUUGAAGACAAAAACUAUGGAAAACUGAUCGAAUUGGCCGAGAAAUACAAAGUUCCAACUUUGCAUAAAAAUUGUGAGCAAUAUUUGUUGAAAGAUGUCAAAAUUUCACUCGAAAAGAAAUUGGAAUAUGCUGACAAAUAUGAUUAUUAUGAUUUGAUGGUUAGUUUUCUUUAAAAAAAUAAAUCAGUUAAUUUAAAAUGGAUUUUUUAGAAACACUGCAUUCAAUCCUUGGACAAUGCUCAAAAAAUCAAGAAUAUUCAAAAAUCGGUCGAAUUCCACAAUUUCAAAGAAUCCACAAAGCUUAUGAUUAUGACCAGAAUUUUGGAUUUUUAUUGA
Molecule: messenger RNA, 1056 nt
Organism: Caenorhabditis angaria
Lineage: Eukaryota; Metazoa; Nematoda; Chromadorea; Rhabditida; Rhabditidae
Source: the annotation of a GenBank genome assembly